Paramecium tetraurelia is the source of this 810-nucleotide messenger RNA. RefSeq lists its product as uncharacterized. Lineage: Eukaryota; Ciliophora; Oligohymenophorea; Peniculida; Parameciidae. The transcript is spliced from 4 exons. The record is from RefSeq and is a predicted model, not a curated record.
AUGAUAUGGAAUUUAUUUGACAGGUUAAGAAUAUUUAAUAUAGUUUAUAAGGAGCUAACUUAAAAACCACUAAGUGGGUUGAAGGCAGUAAAAAUUGGAUUAACCAUACAUUUGGUUUAAUAUGAGUUUUAAAUAGGAAAAAUAGUAGCUGAGUAAAUGAUCUCAAGCGAUAAUAAACUGUAAGUAAUUUAGACUCAGAGUUAUGGACAAUUUGUACAGAAUUAUUUGAUGUAACUAUUCAAGUUGGCUUAGAAUGUAAAAUUAUUUUACUCUUGUAAAAUUGGAUAAUACCCAACCUUUGAUUAGUAAUUCAUUUACACUUAUGAGACCGAGUCUACUCGAGAGAAUCAAAUAAACUAGUUUAGAAUCUUCAAGAAAUACAAAUCUACAAUAUCGAGAAUAUCAAUAGUAGAAGCUGGAAAAUAAUUUAUCCAACAAGAUUGGUUACAUAACAAUAGACUAGAAAAUUCUCUAUUUAUUUAAAUUACAAAAUUUAUUGAAUCAAUGCAUCCAGGUUUUGAAUUUGUGUAUAGGUGUAUGUUAAAUAGAAAAAUAAGACAUCAAAGUGUGCAGAACUGCUUGAUUCAUUUUAAUUCUUGCCAUUUUAAAAACAAUAAUCAUUAUAAUAGGUAUAUUGGGCUUACCACUAAUUCUACAAAGAAUAACAAGUGGAUAUAAAAUAAUAAAAAGUGCUUUGACAGUUAAAACAUUGUCAAGUAGCCAUUAUGGUUUGAAGAGAAUAUCCAAAUUAAUAGAGAACAAGAUUACUACUAUUGCAAAUUCAAUAUCUUUAUUCUGGAAGAAUCUUGA